Molecule: messenger RNA, 1579 nt
Organism: Micropterus salmoides (largemouth bass)
Lineage: Eukaryota; Metazoa; Chordata; Actinopteri; Centrarchiformes; Centrarchidae
Product: four and a half LIM domains protein 2-like
Exons: 5
Coding region: 357-1253 (298 amino acids)
Cellular component (GO): Z disc; nucleus
Molecular function (GO): transcription coregulator activity
Source: RefSeq, a predicted model, not a curated record
GACAUCCUUAGAUUUAAAGCUACACUCUUUUGGAGCAAAUGAACCAGAUUUAAAAGUCAUGUCAUGUCCAUUAAAAAAGUGGAAGGUAUUUACUCUACAGUGUUUGCCCAUUCAUUUGGAGGCUGUUUGUGACUUUCCUCUGUGUAAUUAGUUGUAUGAGGUACUCAAUUACAUUUGGAAGGAAGCUCAGAAGGGCUACAUUCUGCACCUGGUAUAUGACCAUAGGGCUUGAUAUAAUUUAUUGGACAAUGUGAUCUUGAGAUUACAGUAAUCCAAUCCAAGUUUAGAUGCGACAGAUAUUAAAUUUUGGAAAUGUUUUGGCUGCAAUUACAUCAGUUUUAUAGCACUGUUUUUGAAUGUCUUCAUGUUUUAUCUUACAGGACAGACGACUCAGAGAGGAGCCUUCAGUCAAAAUGGCUGAGCGCUACGACUGUACAGAGUGUAAGGAGACCUUGUUUGGGACAAAGUACAUCCUACAGGAUGACAAUCCGUACUGCAUUAAGUGCUACGAGACACUUUUCUCCAACAUCUGCGAAGUGUGCCAGUUACAGAUUAGCUGCACCAGCAAGGAUCUGUCCUACAAUGACCGCCACUGGCACAGCGAGUGCUUCCUCUGCUGUAAGUGCAACCGAUCUCUGGUGGAACGGCCUUUUGCCACCAAGGAUGACAUGGUAAUGUGCAUCGAGUGCUACAGCAACGAGUACUCUGCCAAGUGCCAUUCAUGCUUGAAGACCAUCAUGCCAGGCUCUAAAAAGAUGGAGCAUAAGGCCAACAGUUGGCAUGAGAAUUGUUUCACCUGCAACCGUUGCCAGCAGCCCAUCGGCACCAGGAGCUUUGUGCAGAAGGACACCAACAACUACUGCCUGCCCUGCUAUGAGAAGCAGUUUGCCCAGCAGUGCUUCCAAUGCAAGAAGCCCAUCACCACUGGAGGAGUGAUCUACCACGACCAGCCCUGGCAUAAGGAGUGCUUCGUUUGCAUCGCAUGCAAGCAGCAGCUUGCGGGCCAACGGUUCACCUCUCGGGAUGACUUCGCCUACUGCCUUAACUGCUUCUGCAACCUGUUUGCCAAGAAAUGUGCUUACUGCACCACCCCAAUUAGCGGUCUCGGGGGCAGCAAGUACAUCUCGUUUGAGCAGCGCCAGUGGCACAACGACUGCUUCAACUGCAAAAAGUGCCACGAGUCUCUGGUCGGUCGAGGUUUCCUGACGUGCAAAGAUGACGUCCUCUGCCCCAACUGCGGCAAAGACUUCUGAGUGAUCUUCAAGCUGGAAAAUAGUCAAAGAGCACUAGCAUUCUCCUAACCUGACCUUUGUUGCGCGUUUUGUAUCAUGUAUUGGCUUCAUAAACAUUAACCUUUUCUCACUGCUGAGGUCUGCAUGAUGAAAGUCUGUGUGUGGCAUCAAAAUAACCUUUUUAAUAGAUAUUUUAGAGCAUAAGUAAAGUUGUUUUAAUAGGUGGCACUGUGAUGGCAAUUGUUCUUAACAGAGUUAAUAUAAUACUACUGAUGCUGUUUAUUCUAAUUAGAUAAAUUAUGUUUUAAUGAAAUCUGUCAAGCAUAAUAAAGAUUUUUUGAAUUUGA